Molecule: messenger RNA, 2907 nt
Organism: Engraulis encrasicolus (European anchovy)
Lineage: Eukaryota; Metazoa; Chordata; Actinopteri; Clupeiformes; Engraulidae
Product: guanine nucleotide exchange factor subunit RIC1-like
Exons: 5
Coding region: 510-1421 (303 amino acids)
Source: RefSeq, a predicted model, not a curated record
GACCCACAGACAGGGUUUGCUGCCGCAGCAUGUGCGUGCACACCGGAUCUCAGAAGGGAGGUGGGACUGCCAUGAUCUCCUGGAUGCACAGAAGAGAGGAACUUCGUCAGGAGUGUAGGCGACACUGGACCACUGGAACCAGGCGAAUGACCAGGCCCUGCAGCUGAUCAAGGGCCUAAAGGCGCACAGGGAGCCAAAGGGGUCAAAGGAGAAGAGGGACCCGCAAGACAACAGGGAAUCCAAGGAGAGCCAGAGAAGAGGGGAAACUGUGGAUUUCCAGGCGCUCGAGGACCCAGUGGACAAAAGAUGUUCUACACUGGAGCUGGAAUGAACCCUGUCAGAUCCUUCGCUCCUGCUACGUUCAAGAGGAACUCCAUGAACCACUGGGUAAGAAAAAUGCAUACAAAUUAUGCAUAAAAACAUGCUCAUAGUCUCGCAUUGUUUGUAAAUUACUUUCAAUUCAGAUAUAAUAGAUGUAAUAGUGUUGCAUUGUUUUAGUCUUUUACAGAAUGCUCAAUGCACUGCAUGUAUUUCUCAGCUGCUCACAUGUAACUAUAAUAUGGUUUCUGUUCUUCCCUCCUCGUGCCUGCGCCCGUCGGUCCGUGCCUCCGUCCAGCCAGCUGUGCGUGCAUCCGUCUCUGUGUCCGUGCCUACGUCUGGCCGGCAGUGCGUCCGUCCGUGCGUCAGUCGGUCUGUGCGUCCGUCCUUGCUUCCGUCUCUGCCCAUGUCCGUGCCCACGUCCGGCCGGCUGUGCGUCCGUCCGUGCGCAAGUCAGUCCGUCUGUGCGUCCGUGCCAACGUUUGGCCGGUCGUGCUUCCGUCCGUGCCUACGUCUGGCCGACUGUGCGUCCGUCUGUGCCCACGUCCGUGCCACCGUCCGGCCGGCUGUGCGUCCGUCCGUCCGUGCGUGCGUCAGUCCGUUUCUGCAUCCGUGCCUACAUCUGGCCGGCCUUGCAGCCGUCUGUGCGUGCGUCAGUCCGUCUGUGCGUCCGUGCCAGCGUUUGGCCGGGCGUGCUUCCGUCUGUGCCCACGUCCGUGCCCACGUCCGUGCUUACGUCUGGCCGGCCGUGCGUCCGUCUGUGCCCACGUCCGUGCCCACGUCCGUUCCGUCUGUGCGUCCGUCUGUCCGGCCGUCUGUGCGUCCGUCCGUCCGUGCGUCAGUCCGUCUGUGCGUCCGUGCCUACGUCUGGCCAGACGUCCAUCUGUCUGUGCCCACUUCUGUGCUUCCAUCUGUCCGUGCCUCCGUCCGGCUGGCUGUCCGUCCGUGUGUGCGUGCCCACGUCCGUGUGUGCAUGCGUGCGUCUAUCUGUCCAUUCGUCCGUCCGUCUGUGCAUCCGUCCGUGCCUACGUCCGUCCGGGCCCAUGUCUGUGCGUCCGUGCGUAUGUCAGUCUGUUUGCCCGCAAAAACAAAAAAAACAUUAGGGGGUCUACCAGAAAAAUUGAGUGAUUUUUGUGCGUUUGCGUGUGUGUGUGUUUGUGUUUGUGUGCGUCAAAGCAUUAAAUAGUCUUCCUCCCUGUUACAUCUCUGAUAUGCUCUCUUUUUAUGCCCGUGCCCGAGCUCUCAGAUCCGCUGAUGCCACACUGCUAUGGAGUCCUACCCUUCCACCAAAGAAAAUUGGUGAAGCCGCCUUCGAUAUGUACGCGCCCAAGAGGUAGAACUCCCUGCCUCUUCACAUCAGAGACACUACCUCCAUCAACUCGCACAACUCUUCACCCUCGCCUAUUCUUAGCUGCUCAGGCUCCACAUGUCGUGUCCUGAUGUGCAAAAUCUCUAGUCAUCUCUCUUCCUUUUAAUCUGUGUGUGAUUACAAAGGCACUGAUUGUUUUUUGUAUUUUUUUCUCCUGUCUUUAUCCUUUUAUUGUCUAUUGUACGUUACAUUUUGCUUUUGUUAAAAGAUGGAAAAAAUUAAGAUAAUGAAAAGAAAUGGAAGAAAAAGGAAGAAAAUAUAGGUCCCCCAUAAGGGGGGGUUGUGGUUGGGUUUAUAUUUAAAAAAGCGUGUGCGUGUGUUUACAAAGAGAGAGUGUGUGUGUGUGUGUGUGUGUGUGUGUGUGUGUGUGUGUGUGUGUGUGUGUGUGUGAGAGAUUACAAAGCGUGUGUGUGUGUGUGUGUGUGUGUGUGUGGGAUUACAAAGCGUGUGUGUGAUUAUAAAGCGUGUGUGUGUGUGUGUGUGUGUGUGUGUGUGUGUGUGUGUGUGUGUGUGUGUGUGUGUGAGAUUACAAAGCGUGUGUGUGUGAUUACAAAGGGUGUGUGUGUGAUUACAAAGCGUGUGUGUAUGAUUACAAAGCAUGCGUGUGUGUGUGUGUGAGAUUACAAAGCGUGUGUGUGUGUGUGUGUGGAUGGGGGUGUUAAUAUGUGGUUUGAAGUGUUUGAGGACACUGAGAUUGUUUUUUUUGUUUUUUUUCUGUAUCCUUUUAUUGCCUGUUAUUGCAUGUUACAUUUUGCUUUUGUUAAAAGAUGGAAAAAUAAAUAAAAUAAAAUAAUGAAAAGAAGUAGAAGAAAAAGGAAGAAAAUAUAGGUUCCCCAUAAGGGGGGUGGUGGUUGGGUUUAUAUAAAAAAAAAAAGCAUGUGUGCGCGUGCGUGUGAUUACAAAGCGUGUGUGUGCGUGUGUGAUUACAAAGCAUGAAUGUGUUGGCGUCAUGCAGAUGGUCAUUUUUCUUAUUUAUUUUUAUUUUACACUUGUCAUCCCCCCAGCUGUAUUAUUUGCUAUGAUAUUAACCCCUCCUUGCAUCUGCACUUGUUGUUCUGUAUAUUUCCUGUGCACUUUGUAUUUGCUAGUGAUGUUGGCUAUGAUUAUGUCUUCUUUGAAAGCCGCUUUGGUUAUAAAGCGUCUGCCAAAUGUAAUGUAAUGUCAUAUUAAUAGACAAAUAAUCUGAUCUGCCUUUUCUGUACCACAAUAAAAGAAAGAGA